Molecule: messenger RNA, 3133 nt
Organism: Menidia menidia (Atlantic silverside)
Lineage: Eukaryota; Metazoa; Chordata; Actinopteri; Atheriniformes; Atherinopsidae
Source: the annotation of a GenBank genome assembly
UACUGUUGGCACCUUAUUCCGCGCAGACACCUGGUGACAGGAUCUCUAUGGCGACUUUACAACUCUCACAACACCUGUGGGCGGUUUAACAAAGGGUUAACUAUGGGUGUUCCCAUUUCCUGCUCUGCUCUCAGUCCCAGUCUCUAAUCCCUCUCACUCUCUCCUCUCUUUACUACCAAGGAGCUUUGGAGAGACUCAAGAGCAAGACCUAUAUAUAAACAUUGGUAGUCUUCAAAUUUGAAGGAAUUUGAACUAUUGUCAGCUCCCGAGGAAGACUCUGUCAAUCGGCACGUCAUUUCAAGAAGUGAAAGAGGAGUGUCCCAGUCUUCAGUAAAAGCAGAACAAACACAGCAGCCACAAUGGAACUUCAGAAGAUAAACGGACACAGCAGGGAUGAUGGGUUUGAUGGGCUCGACGCUUUGGCAGAACACGAGGAGUUCCUCCCACAUAAAACCGGAGCCAAGAAAGAAGUUCACUUCACAGACUUUGAGGGAAAGACUUCAUUCGGCAUGUCCAUCUUUAACCUCAGUAACGCCAUUAUGGGCAGCGGAAUUCUGGGAUUGGCUUAUGCCAUGUCCAACACCGGAAUUGUCCUUUUUAUAAUCCUGUUAGUAUUCAUUGCAAUACUGUCGGCAUAUUCAAUCCAUCUCCUGCUCAAAAGCGCCGGAGUUGUAGGCAUACGGGCGUAUGAGCAGCUUGGGAACCGUGCUUUUGGCCAUCCAGGAAAGAUGCUGGCUGGCAGCAUUAUAACAGUGCACAAUAUAGGAGCAAUGUCCAGCUAUCUCUUCAUUGUAAAGUCUGAGCUGCCGCUUGUGAUGCAGGCCUUCCUCGGUAAAACUGAGAACACGGGAGAGUGGUUCUUGAAUGGAAACUACCUGAUCAUCAUUGUUAGUGCCCUCGUCAUUCUACCCCUAGCACUCAUGAGACAGCUUGGUUACCUUGGCUACACGAGUGGUUUCUCACUCUCCUGUAUGGCGUUCUUUCUUAUUUCGGUUAUUUACAAGAAAUUCAACAUCGAAUGUCCACUUGGAAACCAACCACAGAAUGCCACAAACUGCACUGUAGAAGACUGCUGUACGGCCAAGCUGUAUACCAUCAACCCUCAGACAGCAUACACCAUUCCAAUCCUGGCGUUUGCGUUCGUUUGCCACCCAGAGGUGCUACCAAUCUACACCGAACUACGAAAUGCCACCAAGAAGCGCAUGCAGACUGUUGCCAACAUCUCCAUCCUGGCCAUGUUCGUCAUGUACCUGCUGACUGCUCUCUUCGGUUACCUGACCUUUUACAGCAAUGUGGACUCGGAGCUGUUGCACACUUACAUUAAGGUGGACCCCCUGGAUGUCCUGGUUCUCUGCGUGCGCCUGGCUGUGCUGGUGGCCGUCACUCUCACUGUCCCUGUGGUUCUCUUCCCGAUCCGCAGGGCCUUGCUUCAGAUCUUGUUCCCUGACAAGCCUUUCCACUGGGCCAGACACAUCGCCAUUGCAUUUUGCCUCAUCUUCGUGGUGAACCUGCUUGUUAUAUUUGUGCCUUCCAUCCGCGACAUCUUUGGAAUCAUCGGAGCCACAUCCGCCCCCAGUCUUAUUUUCAUCCUUCCUGCAAUCUUCUACAUUCGUAUUGUCCCUGAAGAUCAGGAGCCCCUGAGGUCAAGACCCAAGAUUCAGGCUGCAUGCUUUGCCGCACUGGGAUUCAUCUUUAUGAUCAUGAGCAUGACAUUUAUCAUCCUUGACUGGGUGACCGGUGAGUCCCGGAGUGGAGGCGGACACUAGCAGGGCCUUACCUGCCGUCACAGAACAGAGUACGACAGAGUGUCAGCCAAAAACUCUCCAUUUAAUCAAAUUGCCCCGAUCUACUGAGUUUUCAUCCCAACUGAAACAACACAGUGUUGCAGCGAAAGACAAACGAAUAAAAGUGAGGAACCUUUGCAACCAUUGAACUUCGGAAAAUGCUUUGUCAGAGGAUUUGGCAAAAACAAAAAAACCACAAAGGUCCUGUAGUCGAGGGGAAAGCACCGAAUGAUGCGCCCAGAGCCAGCACAACCUGCCACAGCCCAGAGUACAGAAGCUGGCAGGGGUCACGUCUAGAAAGACAGCAAAAAGAUGAACGGGAACAGCAUGACUAAAAUGGAAGUCCCAUUUUAGAGUAUGGAUGCAAACUGUUCCAUGGAAUAGCUCAGUCACUCAACAAACUUCCAAUCUACUUCCCUGCCUUCCCAGAUUUUAGAGGACACGCGUUUUGCUUUUUCGACCGUCAAAAUCAGACUUAUCAGUGCAUAAGUUCUAUUGCUAUUGAUUAUAGUGUCAAGAUUGUCCGCCAAAUUUUCCCCCCAAAAAAAACCUUGCCCGAAUAUUUUUUGCCCAUAAAGUCGAAAUAAUUUGUUUGUCAGAUAUAUUUCUCUUUUAGUCCUAUUUAUCCAUAUUGCUAAUCAGGUUUGGAGAGAUAAUUGAGGAAUAUAUAUCAAGAAUGAGACACAUUUUUGCUCACACGCAACACUGUUAAACGAUGAGAGCCCCAAUCAAUUAACUUUUUCAAUGAAUAUAUCAUUUUCUAUGAAAUCGAGUUAAAUUAAAUAGAUUUCUUUGUUUUCUGUAUUUGUUUUUUGUACAUUUUCUGUCAUUAAACAUGGCAGAUGUAAAGGUGAACUUCUUCAAAGCUUUGUCUGAGGUAACCAAGCUGCUGUUCACGGAGGUUAAAUAGAGUUCUUGACAAUCAUGUGAGCCAACACAUAGAAACAAUUUGCACAAGGAAAACAAAGUUUGUAUAUUAGUCUAGUUGCAAACCAAAGACUAUAUUUAUUGUGUCACCUCAAGAGAGAACAGAGGUUUUUAUUUUUGUUUUUGUCACGUUCGGCUAAACCAGCACAAUGGUACAUUUAAGACAUCCAGUGUUAGAAAAGCUAUUCCAGCUUGUCCCUGCAACUAUUCAGUAUCUUGAAGAACUACGUAUUCACACAAUGAAAUAAAAACAGAUGGAUUUUUUUUUCUCACUUUAUCUUUAUUUGACAAUUCUUGUCCCCCUUUGCUAUUGAGCCUGUACAUUUUCAAAUGUAUUUGAAUGUUGUUUUCUGUCAAUAAAAUUUGUUUUUUCUUUGUAUAAAUAUUUGAUGUUGCUUUUUUAACGCUGACACAUCCGAGUC